This is a messenger RNA of Triticum turgidum subsp. durum (durum wheat), 759 nucleotides long. NCBI's taxonomy places the organism in Eukaryota, Viridiplantae, Streptophyta, Magnoliopsida, Poales, Poaceae. The record is from the annotation of a GenBank genome assembly.
AUGGUGGUUGAGGAACAUCCUCAGACCUCUAGGAAGAGGGCUGCAGAUAAACAAAUCAACAAGGACAAUCCUGAGCUUGAUGAUGGCUCACCAGAGCAAGAGGCAAGGACAUUUAAGAAAGCUCGUAAAGAAGUGCUGACAAUCAGAACGACUGUUGAGGUUACAAGCCAGCAGCCACUGCCAGCUCCUUCUUCUAAUCCUUUCUCUGCAAUCAGGUUUACCCCAAGUGAUUCUGGUGUUAAGGGAAGUAUCCCCAUCUCAAAGUCUCCACCUUCUGAUGUCGCGACAACAAAUGUAAAGGGCAGUGGAGCGGGUGACAAAGUCAAUGGUUGCAGCAAUGGCAGUCGAAAAGAUGCUGACAAGAAUGCAGAUUGUAACGAGGCAGCAGAGGUUCAGAAGGAUGAGUCGGGCAUGAAAGAUUUGGAUGCAGAAAAGAAAUCCAAUGUCCCAACUGGAUCAAACUCUCUACUUAUUGGGACUGAUAGCAAGGCAGACAGCACAGGCUUAGGAACUGGUGAGGAUGGAGUGCUGGUUGUAGAACCCAACGAAGAUAGCAGCAAAUCAUGGGGAAUCAAGAGUAAAACAGAAGAUGCGGUUGCUGAAGAGAAAAAGGUAAAUGAGGAUGGACACCUCAUAAGCUCAAAUCCACUGACUUGCUUGAUUUGGCUGGUUUAUGUGAUUUGCUGCUGCUCUAUACUAUUAACAUUGAAUCUAUUGGAUUGUAGGCAUGCUAGAUUUCCCAGUUUCUUGAACAUUUGA